AGUUACAAACUGCAAAAGAAACUACUACACCACUAAGCAAAAUAAACUAAUUGUAACUGCCACAUUAAGAGACUUGAUCUCACACGCUAACAGAAGGCAACCCUGACGGGAUUGAUGCUGGCUGGUUGGGGAUGGUUGACAAACUUGAUUGUGUAUCUGAUUGAGGAGUUCAAUGUGAAGAGUAUCGAUGCUACUCAGAUUACAAAUGUUGUCACUGGUGGCGUCAAUCUGCUUCUCAUCAUUUCAACAAUUCUUGCUGACUCUUUCUUGGGAUCCUUCUCUGUGGUUGCAAUUUCUUCCUGUUUCUCUUUGCUGGGAGUGGCUCUCCUGACGUUAACAGCAUCAAUUAGCUCCUUGAGGCCUCCACCAUGUGACACUGGAUCAAGCUUAUGCCAAGCUCCAUCAAGGCUUCUUGGAACACCAACAGAAUCUGAUCUUGGAUUUGUUCAAAAUGAGGAUGCAAGGAGAUAUAUCAGACAGCUUCCAUCUCAUCAACGUCAACCAUUAGCCUCAGUUUUCCCAAAUGUUCAUCCAUUGGCCAUUGAUCUUGCCGAUGGAAUGUUGACAUUUGAUCCCACAAGAAGAAUUACUGGCAAGUUUAUUAGCCAUUAUAUUGCUUCUGCAUACACUAGCCUUUUUAAGAUACACUUGUUUUCUUCCUCUUCUUCUUUUGUCUUUUUGAAAUUCACUCUGAAUGAAAGUGUUUUUUUCCAUUUUUUUUGUGCAGUUGAAGAAGCACUAGCACAUCCAUACUUAGAAAGAUUGCAUGACAUAGCUGAUGAACCAGUCUGCCCAGAGCCAUUUUCCUUUGAUUUAAGCAGCAACCAUUGGGGGAAGAGCAGAUAAAGGACAUGAUUUACAGGGAGGCCUUAGCUCUGAAUCCAGGGCAUCCUUAUUAAAUAUGUAUUAAAUCUUGUUCCUAGUUUGUUUGAUAUGUGCUUCAAUCUCCUAAGCAACCAGCUCAAUUAUAGUUUGAUGCAAAAUUUUUGGUGGUUGAGAAAAUGCAACCCAGCAUGAUGGGUUACAGAUUGAAGUUUCCAAUUUUUGCAUCUGCAAUGUAUUUGGGAUAGCUUUCCUCAGUGGAGCACCUGUAACUGCCUAUUCACUUAAUUGUCACAAAGUCAGUCCCCUUGCAAGCUCCAUAAGCCUGUAAAACUUCAGAAUUGAUGCUUCUCCCUUUCUGAUAUGUGUUUAGAUUGUGUUUAAAUUUUUUAAUAUCUUCUGAAUGUAUCACAUGCCUUUGUUGCAACCCUUGAUUUGAUUUAUUGUAAGUUAGACUCAAAUAUCUUGUUGUGAAAUAUAUAAAUGAAAAGAAUUAUAUUUU
This is a messenger RNA of Rubroshorea leprosula, 1324 nucleotides long. Lineage: Eukaryota; Viridiplantae; Streptophyta; Magnoliopsida; Malvales; Dipterocarpaceae. The record is from the annotation of a GenBank genome assembly.